CAAUUUUUCUAAUUCCAGCCACAAGGCAACUAAGACAAAGACCCCUUCUCUACUGAUCUCCUAUUCUCCUUAGUCCUUCCCUCUCCUUUGUUCAUACCCGGCUCCUUCAUCGUUGAAGCUCUCUCUUCGUCACAGGUUCCGUUUCUGGGUUUUAUACCUAAAGAAGCUAAAAAUUGACUUAGUUUUGCCUCUCCUUCAAUCACAAUAGAGUCAUAGCACCUUAGAGAGCGUCCUUGCAAGAUCUCUUUUCUCUUAUUUUCUUAUCGGUAUUUCGUUUCUGAGAAAUUGUGAAGAACAUGCCUUCUCUUCAAACAGCUCUGCCUCCAGAACUUGCCAACAAUGUGAUUAGGCUCUACCGAGAAUGCCUUCGAAGAGCAAAAUAUAUUGGCAGUCGGCAACAUAACACUGAGCUCCUCCUUGAUAUGGUGAGACAGCAGUUUAAAAGACACAUGCACGAGACAGAUCCAGAAAAGAUUCAGAAGCUGAAGGAUGAUGCGGCAAGGGGGCUCAUAAAUCACAUGCUAUAUGAAUCUGAGAAGAUGACCGGCCGGAAGUUCAGCAAGAGCACUUGAUAUAACCAGCUCCCCUUACUUGAACCUUCUGGCUCUUAAUUGGAAUUAUAAAAGGUGCGGUUAGGAUCCAAGGCCAAGCCCAGGGCUAUCUUGAUGCUUUAGUUAAUUAGUCGUGUUGGUUUAGGCUGUUAUACUUUUGUGAGAUCACAUUUUGCGUCGGUUCUUUCUCGUUAUAAGUACACCAAAUAUUGGUCACUGGGGGACCAAGUCUUUCCUUCCAUUUGCAGAGAUUAAAACAGUUGCAACUUCUGGUGGCUUCCAAUUUAUAAAGUUACUCAGAUCUG
Diospyros lotus (date-plum) is the source of this 856-nucleotide messenger RNA. RefSeq lists its product as uncharacterized. NCBI's taxonomy places the organism in Eukaryota, Viridiplantae, Streptophyta, Magnoliopsida, Ericales, Ebenaceae. The record is from RefSeq and is a predicted model, not a curated record. The transcript is spliced from 6 exons. The coding region runs from base 297 to 572 and encodes 91 amino acids.